GAAUCCCUCUCAGCAUCCAUCCCUGACAGAGAUGCCAGACAGGAAAAGAUGCCCUUAGCCGCUCAGGCUUUCAUUACUUUAUGCAAAAUUGAAUGAGCACCUUGAAGAAAUUCGACGAUUCUAUUUUUAUCCCAAAGUGUCUUUAAGUUGCUAGGCUGCUAUUUGGUGAAGCAUAAUCAACCAUGGCAUCUGCAAAUGUUAGCCUGGAAAAUCAGCUUCACAGUGCACAGAAAAACCUGCUGUUCCUCCAGCAGGACCAUGCCAACACUUUAAAGGGACUGCACGCUGAGAUACGUAGGCUGCAACAACAGUGCACUGACCUGACAUAUGAGCUCACCGUGAGGAGCUGUGAUCCCUCAGCAGACAGUGGUGAGGCCCGGUGCAGGGAGCUGCAGAGGAGGUGUGAAGAGCUGGAAGCAGAACUGAAGAAGAAGGAGGAGGAAAACACAGAGCUUCUGAGGGACCUGGAGCAAAAGAACGCCAUGAUCUCUGUGCUGGAGAACACAAUAAAAGAGCGAGAGAAGAAGUAUCUGGAGGAGCUGAAGAUGAAGAGUCAUAAACUGGCCGUUUUGUCGGGAGAGCUGGAGCAGAGGGCCAGCACCAUCGCGUACCUCACCUCUCAGCUCCACGCCACAAAGAAGAAACUCCUGGCUGGCAGUUCCUCUGAGGUCAGUCCCAAUGUCAGCCCUGUCACCUCCUACAAACCCACCCCUCCCCCAGCCAAAGACAGGCAGCCUGAAACCCCACGGCGCCGCAUGAAGAAGAGCCUGUCCCAGCCACUGCACCCUGAGCUCACAGAGGUGUACCGUGCCGGACAGGAGGGGCGGAGAAUGGUGCUGCGUGAGCCUGUAGACGCCAUGCCUGACCCCACCCCCUUCCUUCAGGCUGGUAGGGACUCUCCUGAACCACAGAUGCUGCGCGAACGUCCCUCUGUCAUCCCUCCCAUUGCACCCUCAGGCUCCAUGGCGCCCUCUGUUGGUGCCACAGCCAGUCCUCGUCACAGCCCUGCACGGGACAGGCAGUACAGGGCACAUGUCGGAGUGGCACACCGAAUCCCCCUUGGAGUCCCCCCUGCCCCUGCCCCACCACAAGCCGAGCUGGAGACUCUGGCUGUGGACCAGGUCAAUGAGGAUAAGGUGGUCCGUAAACGCUCAGGUGUGGACCGGACAGUUUAAAUCAUUAUGCACACAUCUACUGUAUACACUCAACUGUAGGAGCAGGAAGAAGCCUGACCCACUGUGUAGCUUGCUUUUUAUGCAACACGCAAUAUUUAGAACAAAAAGAGAAAAAAAUCACAUUUGAUUUUGGAUACCUUAAAGACUGAAAUGACUACUACAAAGCAUGCCAAAUGUUGCUGAACCACUGAGAUCUUGUAUCAUACACUUACUUGCUUCUGCUUUUCAAAAUUUAGUGGUGCAUAAACCAGUUUUCAGCCAAAAAUCAGCAUCAGUGCCUCCUCAGUCGGCUCAACUGUAGACAAGCUGUGUAAUGUAGUCCACGCUUAGUACUCCUCACGAUAUCACUGUAUGUCUUUUCAAAACAUAUCAAUAUACAGUAGAUACUUCUAAUAUUGGCAACUUCUUAGGGUAGAUUUAAAGCAAAUAAUCUUUUCUUGACCUGUCUGACCUUAAUGUUUGUGAAAACUGUAUGUUAUAGAUAUGAGCCGCAUAUUGUGCAAUUGUUUGCUGUUCAGAAUUUGUAAUGCAGUAUGAGCGGUGGAGAUGAGAGUGGAGACUUGCAUGUGUGAGAUUGAGUGAUACGAGGUGAAAAUACAUGGUUUGGACUGAACAAUGUAAAAUGAUGGUAUUUGUGAUACCAGGGCAUUUUUAAAAACACUGUAAUUUUGUGAUAUUAAUAUAAUUGUACUUUAUAAAGCCCGUGCAUUUUUAAUGUUUUUUUUUUUUUAU
Messenger RNA from Boleophthalmus pectinirostris (great blue-spotted mudskipper), 1907 nucleotides. It is a transcript of the gene ccdc92, whose product is annotated as coiled-coil domain containing 92. The transcript is spliced from 4 exons. Lineage: Eukaryota; Metazoa; Chordata; Actinopteri; Gobiiformes; Gobiidae. The coding region runs from base 183 to 1175 and encodes 330 amino acids. The record is from RefSeq and is a predicted model, not a curated record.